Molecule: messenger RNA, 639 nt
Organism: Drosophila santomea
Lineage: Eukaryota; Metazoa; Arthropoda; Insecta; Diptera; Drosophilidae
Exons: 3
Coding region: 42-608 (188 amino acids)
Source: RefSeq, a predicted model, not a curated record
ACAAGGCGCAGCACAUUACUACACAUUUUCAAAUUGGCCAAAUGGAUUCCGGCUACUCGACAGUCAAAAUAUUAUUGGCCAUUCUGCUAAUCAGUAGAUGCAAAGCAGCGCGCAAAUGGGACUACGAACCUAUAUUGGUCAGCGCCACUUCUUCGGAUGACAGUUUGAUAAAGCUAGAGCCCAAUAUUGUUCGCAUGGGGCGUGGACAGUACGGAUUAUCAGGCCGGGUGGAGUGGAACUAUGACGUAACUGAGAAGACCAUGGUGGAUGCCAUUGUCUACCGCAGCAGCACGGGAGAUGAGUCCGACUACAAGCUGCUGCCUUACUCUGUGCCUAAGCAAUCCUUUUACGACUAUGUGAACACCGUUUAUAAGGAUGUGGUCAUGAAGAACUUAGCCAACUGCUCCAAUGUGCCGCAGUUCGAAGGCGAAUUCCAACCGCCAUGGCCGAAACAAACUUAUAUCGGUGACAAGUGCACCGUUGCAGGCGAUGGACUGCCGGAUAUGGUGCCACAAGGAUUCUAUAAGAUUAUAUUUAAUUGUACUGGACCUGAUCAGCCAUCGUGGAGUAUAAUCGGAGUUUUUAAAAUAAUAAACAAAAUGUUUUAGCUAUGUAGCAAUAAAAAGUCAACUUAUCAAA